AUGACAUCACAGACAUGCCAAGACGCUAGAGAGAAAGCGGGGACCUUGAAGGGAAGCAACCAUGGCGACGGGUAUGGAACAACAACGAUAUUGCGACAUGUUCAAUUCGACGCGCACAAUAAGGAGACUCAUAGUACGGAUGAGACCCAGAACUACGAUGCGUUAAUAGGGUGGGAUGAUCUCUUGCCCUGGCAGCGAGACAACGAGUUCAUACUCACAUCUCAUCGAAGAGCAACGUUCUCUUACCUUCAUUCACUCAAGAGCGUCUUCCAGGUCCACAAUGAGACAGUUAACAUAUGGUCACAUAUCCUGGGUACCGUUACCUUCUUUUUGGUCGCGGUCAUAUUCUACCUGUCUGCUCGUCGCGGUCGCCUAGAUAGAUACAGCAGGAGCGGCGACGAUGAAGCGGUCCACGUCUACUUUGUCUCUGUCAUAGUGUGUUUCUUUUUGUCUUUCUUACACCACAUCUUCCUCGAUCACAGCGAGAGUGUUCGUACCUGGACAGGCCGAUUCGAUUACCUUGGUAUUGUGAUACCACUGUAUGGUACGACGAUUGCCAGUACGCACUUCACUUUCAAUUACGAACCUGUACUACAGGAAGCCUACAGUAUCUUUGCUACUGUCGUGGGCCUUGCUUGCGCAGUCGCUACUCUGCACCCCUCCUUUUCUGGUCCUCAGUCUCGUCAUCUCCGCACGGCGCUUUAUCUCCUUUUGGGAGCGUCUUCUUUCCUUCCAAUAGCGCAUGGUAUCCAUCUCUAUGGCGUGGAAGAUAUGAACAGUAGGAUGAGCUUGGGCUACUAUCUUGGACUAGGCGUUUGUCAUGGUACCGGAGCUAUGUUGUACGCUGCGAGAGUGCCCGAGAGAUGGUACCCUAGGCGGUGCGACGUAGUUGGGAGUAGCCAUCAGCUUAUGCAUGUGCUGGUGGUGGGCGGCGCGGCACUCUACGGAUUGGGCGUGCAGAUGGCGAGGAAGUAUUGGGAAACGAGGGAAUGUGGUGCGUAG
Alternaria rosae is the source of this 1002-nucleotide messenger RNA. RefSeq names its product hemolysin-III related-domain-containing protein. Gene Ontology annotation, cellular component: membrane. Gene Ontology annotation, molecular function: signaling receptor activity. The record is from RefSeq and is a predicted model, not a curated record. The coding region runs from base 1 to 1002 and encodes 333 amino acids. The transcript has 4 exons. NCBI's taxonomy places the organism in Eukaryota, Fungi, Ascomycota, Dothideomycetes, Pleosporales, Pleosporaceae.